AUGCGGCUGUCGUCUGCAAUCAUCUCCGUUGCGGAACUGCGAUAUCUGCGCCUGGUGGAGCAUUCUUCGCAGAAGUUAGUGCGCAGGCGCGGGAAGCGGCAGCAGCGGGAAGAGAGCGGAGAAUCACCUGACCCGAUGGAAGAUGCGGUGUUUUUCCUCAACGUUAUGUUGGGACACAUCAUUAAAAACUGUAGGACGUUGCAGACAGACCAUAUUCCCAUAAGACUCGUGGACGGCGGAAGUCGCUGUGCCGGAAGGGUUGAAGUUUACUACAACGGAACCUGGGGUACCGUGUGCGAUGAUUCUUGGGAUUUAACAGAUGCCCAUGUUGUCUGCAAAGAACUGAAUUGUGGGUAUGCUGUUAAUGCCACGGUUUCCAGUUGGUUUGGUCAAGGUUCAGGUCGUAUCUGGCUGGACAACGUGAACUGUUCAGCGAAUAAUUCGGCCUUGUGGCAAUGUCUGGGGAGUCCAUGGGGCGAGAACGACUGCAUUCAUAAAGAAGAUGCUGGAGUUAUCUGUUCGGGUCACAGGGAUAUAAGGUUGGCGAAUGGGAAAAAUCCCUGCCAAGGCAGACUUGAAGUUUUCUUUAACGGGACCUGGGGAACUGUUUGCUCUGAUUCUUUUGUCACGGAGAAUGCAGACGUGGUUUGCGCCCAGCUGAACUGCGGCUCAGCAACAUCUGUAGAAGACUCAGCGGCAUUUGGAAAGGGAUCUGGACCGAUCUGGCUCGAUGAUGUGAGGUGUCGCGCGGAUGACUCACUUUUAUGGCAAUGUCCAUCUUCACCCUGGGGCCAACAUAAUUGUAACCACGAAGAGGAUGUCGGGGUCAUUUGUUCAGAAUCACAUCCAUCUAAAAACCGAAUCCAGGGGAACAGGAAGAAAAAGAUAUUCUACCAAGUUCCGGGAGAUUUUGUCCUGCGGCUCGUGGCAGGGUUCGAUAACUGCUCUGGAAGGGUUGAAGUUGUCUUCAGUGGGACGUCAGGAACGGUGUGCGACGAUUCGUGGGAUAGUCACGAUGCUUCAGUUGUCUGUAGACACUUAAACUGUGGAGAUCCCGUCUCGGCAUCCGCCGGGAUGCUGUUUCCCCAAGGAAACGGCACGAUUUGGAUGGACGAGGUUGAAUGCAAAGGGAGUUAUCAGCUGCACCCUGCUCCUUUCAGUUAUCUGAGAGCCUUCGUUUACGUUAGCCCUUGCAUACUUGGUUCUCUUCUGAUCGUCGUUUCACUUUACCUGGUCAAAGGGCUGCUGAGAGGCUUCCGGAAUGGCGUUAGAAAAUGGCAGCUUCCUCUGACUGGGGUUCCUGAGCCGUUUUAUGAGGAGAUCAACAUUCAGGAGUCUGGGGCAGGACUCGAUUCGCAAUCUCUCGGUUCAGAGAAUAAAUUGCAAUAUUAUGUGGAUAGUGACUUGCAUGAACACAAAAAUGAAAAUGUGGAAGUUUCCAGGAUAAUUGCUAUGUUCUUCCUUGAACAGCGGAACAACAUCAGCUACUCGCGAGUCCUCUGGGACCACGGCUGUCACUAG
Molecule: messenger RNA, 1521 nt
Organism: Pristis pectinata (smalltooth sawfish)
Lineage: Eukaryota; Metazoa; Chordata; Chondrichthyes; Rhinopristiformes; Pristidae
Product: deleted in malignant brain tumors 1 protein-like
Exons: 11
Coding region: 1-1521 (506 amino acids)
Cellular component (GO): membrane
Source: RefSeq, a predicted model, not a curated record